GAAACAGAUGGACUACAAUCAGUAAUUGUAGAACUACAAAGUGCUUCUAUAUGAGAUGAGGCCAUCGUUACGCGUUAUUGCUCUGGUGGCCCUGGCACUGUGCGGGGCCCGGGCGUUCGUGCCAAUAGGAGGUGGUGGCAACACGCAUGUGACCAUCACCGGCAAUGCUGUGAUGAAGAAGAUCUAUGAAGUGUGUGAGGCGGUGGCUGAAUCAGAAGGUAGACGGUUCAAGCCAACCGGUUCCUCUGCAGAGGAGCUUCUGCGAGCAUGUUUAGGUACAGCCAUUGGCGAGGUGUCCGGUGCCAAGUUCCAUGAAGCUCUGAAUCAGAUUUACACCUACAAUGGCUUGGUGGAUCGUGACCUCAUGACCAGUAACGCGCAUCACAUGAAUAAUGAGGCGUUUGCUGAAGGAAAGCUUCUGAUUCGCGAUGGUGUUGCUGCAGUCAAAGUUAACAUCCGCAGCAACAACUUACAGGCUGCUCGAGAAUCACUGGGACGGGUUUUACACACUCUUCAGGAUUUUUACAGCCACAGUAACUGGGUGGAGCUGGGUUACAGGAUUACAUAUGCCAACCUCAUCAGACCAGACCUCGCUAUCGACAAUGUUGCUGAGGUGAGCACUCCGACCUGCAGUGACUGUGCCGACGGAACCUGUGCGAACCCUGUGCUACCCGAGAUUUUAAAGGAGAAAAAACUGACCUCAGGGUACAUGGGUCUGUUCUCUUCAGACAAACCUAAAGGUAAAUGCAGCCAUGGUGGCAAUGCUGAUCUGAGCAGUGGCCAAGAUCCUCGAGGUGGUAUCAGUAAAGAUGAGCGUCGCCCCCAUAACGCCGACCUGCACGACAUUGCAGUCAAUUUGGCAACAGAGGCCACUCUUGAGCUUCUGGAGGACAUCCGCGGAGCCACCAGCAAUAAUGACUACCUCCGGAUGAUGGGUAUUGCUCGUUCUGCCGUGUUAAGCUUUGUGAUUGAUACUACAGGCAGCAUGUCUGAUGAUAUUGCCGAAGCGAAGAGAGUCGCAUUUGAUAUCAUAGACAGAAGGAAAGGAACGCUGGACGAACCUUCAGAAUACAUCCUGGUACAGUUCAAUGAUCCAUCGUUUGGACCACUUAUCAGGACAACAAACCCAGAUGUGAUGAAAUUAGAGAUUUCCAAACUCGGUGCAACGGGUGGUGGGGAUGAACCUGAGAUGUGUCUGUCAGGAUUGCAGCUGGCUCUGACCGGAGCUUCUGCCUCCUCUAACAUUUUCGUUUUCACUGACGCCUCGCCUAAAGACAUGCACUUGAGAAGUACCAUCCUCGCCCUCAUGAGGAGCACCAAUUCUGAAGUGUUUUUCUUCUUGACGGUAAAGAGCAGAGCAGCAAGAUCUCUGCACACUCGCGCCAAGUUCGAUCUGUAUUACGACUUGGCUUUAGCCUCCGGAGGACUGGCUAUAGAGGUCUCCAAAGCCAACUUGCCCAGUGCCACUGACAUCAUUUUAGACACCUCCACGUCUGCUUUGGUGACAAUCCUUCAGCGAGCCAGGAACUCCGGUCUCGUGGAGACUUUCACCUUCUUGAUAGAUGAAUCACUGACUAACGUUACGGCCUAUUUUACAGGAAGUAACCUGAAGUUCACUCUUCGCAGCCCAUCAGGUAAAAGCCAACCUCACAGCGUCAGUGACGGACCUCUAGCUACGAUUCAUACGGUGGGGAACCUGCAGCGAGUUCAGUUCAAGUCUCCCAUAGAAACAGGAACGUGGAGCAUUAACAUGGAGUCAACAGAUUCCUACACCAUUAAAGUCACAGGUCAAAGUCCGAUCACGUUCAUUUACGACUUUGUGGAGGUAUUCGGAGGACCCCACCCUGGAUUCGCGGCUAUUGACGGUCGCCCACAGACAGGUUCACCUGCUAAGCUUUUGCUGACAUUAACAGGACAGAAAGGAGGUGCAGCUCUAAAGCUUCAGGAAGUCUCUCUGGUAGAGGUUUCACAAGCAGUCACGUGGCCCGGAACCAUCGAGGGAAUAGGCGACGGGAAGUUUCUGGUCACCGUUAGUGAUGUUUCAGCAGGAGAACUCGUGGUCAUGAUAAAAGGAGAAGACGUGGCUACUGCCAGUCAGUUUCAGAGACAGAGCACUACUCAGAUGUCUCUGUCCAAAGUCACAGUCAAGUCUGUAGUUGACAGCACCAUGUUGCCAGGAAAAGACUUUGAUGUUUCCUUCACCGUAAACACCACUGGAGCCGAAAGCGUCUUUACUAUCAGUGCCAGAAACGACAGAGACAUAGUAAUGAUAUUUAAUGACAGGCUCACAGUGACUGGAGGUAUAGGUGAAGGCAAAGUGACUCUUAAACCACCAGCAGACAUGGCAUCAGGCACGGACGUCACGCUCACUAUUCUGGCUGAGGCAGGAGAUGGUGAAUCUAACUACGCCGUGCUCCGACUUUCUGCUCUCGCCGCGGUGACUGAUUUCACUCCUCCCAAGUGUACAAUCAUGAGUGUGAGUAAAAUCUGCCCGUCCGACUGCACCCUUUCAGACUGGGACCUGUCUGUCAACAUAACGGACGGCGACGGCUCGGGCAUCCGAGAUAUCUCAGUACAGAAAGGCAGUGGAGAUUUUAGCCACACUACAGUGGACGAGGGUGGAAUACCCGUGGUUGUGGGUUUCUACAACUCCUCGUGCUGCACACGUGAUUUAAUCCUGAGUGCUGUGGAUAAAGAAGGAAACGUGGGGAGAUGUGUUUACACCAUGGAAAGAAACGUGACUGAUUUUACUCCUCCCAAGUGUACAAUUGUAAAGGAGAGUGAAAUCUGCCCGUCUGACUGCACCCUUUCAAACUGGGACCUGUCUGUCAAAAUAACGGACGGCGACGGCUCAGGCAUUGAAGACGUCUCAGUACAGAAAGGCAGUGGAGAUUUUAGCCAGAUUACAGUGGACGAGGGUGGAAUACCCGUGGUUAUGGGGUUCUACAACUCCUCGUGCUGCAGACGUGAAUUAAACCUGACUCUUGUGGAUAAAGAAGGAAACGUGGGGGAAUGCGUUUACACGAUGAAGAAAAAUGGAGGGGUUUUCCUCACCCCGUCUCUGCUGCUCUGGCUCUGUCUGUUGGUUUCGGCCCAGAGCGUCUUGCGUGGUGUCGUCUCAUUUUAAUGUGACUAGAAGAUUCAUAUUGAUCGUUCAUCUGCUCCAAUAGUGACAACUGACAUUAUAACUGUAUUAAGUUUAAUCUCAAACCAUCUAAAUUUACUUCAGUGUAGAUCAUAUACAGAAGUGAAGCUAUAAAUCUGUUAAUAUUCUGUAUAACGUUCCACCAAGCAAAUCUUUGUGUGAUCCCUCUGUGCUCGUAGUCACAUCAUGUAACUGUAAAACAGGUUUACUCUGUAAUUCUUGAAGCCAACUGUUCAUGCCCAAACCAGGCAGUGGCGUCUCUGGCACAAUAAACUCUGUAUAGUCGUGU
Messenger RNA from Trichomycterus rosablanca, 3434 nucleotides. It is a transcript of the gene vwa11, whose product is annotated as von Willebrand factor A domain containing 11. Lineage: Eukaryota; Metazoa; Chordata; Actinopteri; Siluriformes; Trichomycteridae. The record is from RefSeq and is a predicted model, not a curated record. The transcript is spliced from 18 exons. The coding region runs from base 56 to 3127 and encodes 1023 amino acids.